Molecule: messenger RNA, 4061 nt
Organism: Anas platyrhynchos (mallard)
Lineage: Eukaryota; Metazoa; Chordata; Aves; Anseriformes; Anatidae
Source: RefSeq, a predicted model, not a curated record
UCCCGCCCCCGCUCCGCCGCCGUUGCCGCCGCCGGAAGUGACGUUCCCCGCGGCGCGGCGCGCGGCCGGAAGCGGCGGCGGAGGAGGCGGCACCGGCCGGAUGUGAGGGGAGGCGGCGGGGCCCGGCGGGGGCGGCCCCGAGGUUUCCUGCUGUGACCAUGCGCAUGUGCCACCAAGAGCAGCCCUCUCCGACACCGCGUGGUUUAAACCGACUGCUGGAGGAGGAUCCCUCGCAGCACGGGAUCCGGCUCAGGAGGUGUGUGAGGCAGAUCCUGGUGCCUCUACGGAGCAGGGCAGAGCUGGCCAGCAUGCAUGCGACUGCUGUCUCCAGGCUUUCCUCCCCACAGGGCCUUUGGGGCAACAACUUCAAGGCUGAAGGCUGGCUUGUUGGCCGUUGUGGAGGCUGAAGGUUGCUCUGCCCCAGCCAGGGACACCGUCUCUCUCCGUACAGGCCACACACCAGUGUCACGAGAGGGUCCUGUCUGGCUUGGCAGCCGGUGCCUGGAGCCAUGGAAGAGCAGCCAGGUUCUCCAGCCUGCGAGCCCCCCUUUUCCCUGCGGCGUGUCUGCGUUUCCGAAGAUGGGCCUGAAGGUGAGGAGCAGGAGGAGACUCCAGAGAAGGACGCCCCCCAGGCACAGCUGGCGGGAGACUCCCCAGAGAGGCACAGGCAGGUUUCUCCUCGCCGUUCAGGACGCUGCUGGCAAGGACGUGGUUCCCUCACCCCUCAGGACGUGGACAGCCCCAGCCAGAAGGCAGGAGAGGGUGAGGGGGGUGCCCCGUGCCCCGAGCCCAAGGCACUGGGGGAGCUGCAGCCCCGCAGGCCGUUCCGGAGGAAGCACCGGCUCUACCUGAAGCCCAAAUCGAGCCCGGCCCCGGCAUCUCCAGGACCUGGGGAGAGAGCCGAAGAGCCAGGGCCCUCCCGGGGAAAGAGGCUGCGCUUGAUCUGGGGACAGGCCGGUGACUUCCGACAGAAGAAAAGCCAUUUGGAGAACGGGCUGGAGGAGGCCCCCCUCAUGCCCCAGAGCAGCGAAGAAGAGGAGGAGGGAAAAGGUUCCCGGUCCUGCUCCCCUGAGCCGCCUCUUCCCGGGGAUGCCCGUCCCAAGCCGGACUUUGUGCAGCUGAUUGACGAGCACGGCAUCUACUCCACCGCCAAACUCGUGCUGGGCGGCGCAGCGGGCGAGCUGGAGGAGGCAGCAGUGGUGCUGCCGCCCCACCUGAAGCGGGGCGCGAGCGUGGCCAGCAGCGGGGCCGAGUUCGAGAUCCGCGAGGUGAUCGUGGACGAGAAGCCCUUCCAGUGCGGCGUGUGCGAGAAGGCCUUCAAGCGGGCCUGGGAGCUCUUCAGCCACGAGGUGGUGCACAACGAGGAGCGCCCCUUCCGCUGCGACCUCUGCGAGGCCUCCUUCAAGCGCCACUCGGACUUCAAGAGCCACCGGCUGGUGCACACGGAGGAGCGGCCCUUCCGCUGCGAGCUCUGCGGCAAGCGCUUCAAGCGCUCCUCCAACCUCCAGGAGCACCGGCGCAUCCACACGGGCGAGCGGCCCUUCCACUGCGCCUGCUGCGACAAGAGCUUCAAGACGCCCUACGAGCUGCAGCGCCACACGCUCACCCACUGCACCGAGAAGCCCUUCAAGUGCGCCGACUGCGGGAAGGACUUCCCCACCUCCAACGCCCUCCUCCUGCACCAGCGGCAGCACUGCGACGACAAGCCCCACGUCUGCGGCGUCUGCGGCAAGAAGUUCACCUACGGGCACAGCCUCAAGGUGCACGAGCGCGUGCACACGGGCGACCGCCCCUUCGUCUGCCCGCUCUGUGGCAAGGGCUUCAAGCAGUCCAACGCCCUCUCCUCCCACGAACGCGUGCACACGGGCGAGCGCCCCUUUGUCUGCAAAACCUGUGGGAAGGCCUUCAAGCAGUCGUCCUACCUGGUGAUCCACGAGCGGGCGCACACUGGGGAGCGGCCCUACAAAUGCGAGGCGUGCGGUAAAGCCUUCGCCCGGCCCUCCUUGCUGCUGCAGCACCACCGCGUGCACAGCCAGGAGCGGCCCUACAAAUGCAGCUUCUGCCACAAGUUCUUCAAGGACCUGGCCUACCUGGCUGUGCACGAGAAGGUGCACACAGGCGAGACCCCCUACAAGUGCAGCGUCUGCGACAAAGGCUUCGCUCACCCAUCCAACCUGCUGCAGCACCAGCGCGUGCACCGCGACGGCUGAGCCCCACAGCGGCGUGCGCAGCGCGAGCGUUUUGAGGCCAAGAAGCCCACAGCCAUAAGCGAGUGUGCUGCAAGCAUGUCUGCAGCAACAGACGAGCCCCGGGCUGGCCUGCCGCAGCACGUGUUCCCAUAGGUGUGCAGGGGACUGCUGCAGCGUCCCUGGAGAGGAGCCCAAAAAGUGGGUGCUGCUGCAGCUCUUCUCCCGAGCCCGAACCCAGCAGGGCUUCAGCUGCAUGGCUUUUCUCUGCCAAACCCUGACAUGUGCCGUUCUCCCCGUACUCCUCCCAGAGAGGUGAUCCCACAGGGGUCCUAACUGAGCUCUGAGGUUUAGGAUCCUGUCUCCCAGCCGGUGCUGCCCGCAGGGAGGUGGCGUGCCGUCCAUGAGCGCUGCUGGCCGCAGGCUGGCCGGUGGCAGCGAGCUGUAGCUUGUGGCACACCCCCGUUGGGCAACUUCGAGUCCUGCUGGGAGGCCGUGGUGGCUUCCAGAGGUGAUCUGGGCUGGCCGAGGCUGCAGUGCGGCUGAGAGCCAGUGUCCAGAGCUCUGAAGAACAGCAUCAGCCAGGCCGUGGCAAGCCCUUUGUUGGGCAUGAUGCUAAGGGAUGCUUCUUCUCCCCCCAGUGCUGCAAAGAGGACUUAAUUUAGUCACCCCAGUAAGCAUAGCUCAGCCUGGCCCUCCAACAGGCUCCGUCAGCACGUCUGCCUGGUGCUCUGGGGCCACGCUGCUGCCUUCCUGGAGUGCAAGGUGUAGGCUGAGUGUUCCUGGGGAGCCCCUCAAAGCAGGGGAACGCUGCUGCCUGUGACUGAGCCCUGCAGCAGGAGCCCCAUCCAUCUUUUGGGAGGUGUAUAUCAGUGAAAAGUAUGGUGGGGAACAGCAGUGUGCAGGCACCUCCCUUUCCUUCUAAUGAAUGUUUAGUGUUCCGUCCAUAUUUCACGCUGCUGCUACCGAUCAGGUUAAUGAUGAAAGCAGUGCCCUUCGCCCUGCUGUGCAGGGGCCACGCGGGCGCUUUGCUGGUACAGCACCACGCAGGCUGCCUCUGUUCAGCAGCCUGGUUCUCCCCCCAGGCAGGGAGCAGAGGUGGGGUUGUGCUGGCUGCAGAUUGUGUGUUCUCAUUUAAAAUUUGGCCUCAAGGCACAGGGGAAGGGGUGGGAGUGGAAGGGUGACCCUCGGAGAGCUGGAGCAAGGAAGAGAAGGUGCUGCCCAAUUUGUGCUGGUGGUGGAGUGUCUUUUGGGAGCUACUGUCUUGCCUCUCCCAGCCCAUCUGGAGGAAGGAGCCCACCAUGGAUUGGAAACACUAACCCUCUUUUCUGCCCCAGGGUGCCGGUGAGGCAGGUAGGGAGCAGAAGAGGGGGGUGCAAAUGCUGUGAUCCACUUUGGGAGCCUUGUCAAGGGACAACCCGUGCUGUAAGCUGUUCCUAGCUGCCUGUGGGACCUGGACGAGGAAGGGGUGAGCACACAAAACCAGCGCUGGAUCCUCCUUGUUCCCGUGCUGUGUGUGCCCAGUGCGUCCUACGACAGCACCAGGUCGAGAGCCACCCGAGCUGCUGCCGCCACCGAAGUCUGGAUUUGUUCUCUUUGACUGAUGGCUGCUCCUGCUGCUGGGCAGAGGGUGGUGCGUGGACCUUUCCUUGUGAAGGCAAGCACCGGCCUCCAAUCUGAGCCGCCUUGGAGGGGCCCGGUGUCACGGGCACCUUCCUGCACGCUGUGGGCCUGGAGGUGCCAACCCUCGGACUCCCAGUGAUCCUGGUCCUACCCCAUCCCCCUUUUGUAUGGUUCCUGUAGCACUGGGGGCGGGAGGGGAGGUGUGCUCCUCAGCACUCUGCACACUAAUUACAGGACAGUUAUUUAACGAUG